Molecule: messenger RNA, 1289 nt
Organism: Darwinula stevensoni
Lineage: Eukaryota; Metazoa; Arthropoda; Ostracoda; Podocopida; Darwinulidae
Source: the annotation of a GenBank genome assembly
AUGAAACCAGAGGAUGGAAAACCAGAGGAAGUCGCGAAGCCAGAUUCGGUAGCGAAGCCAGAGGAAGCCGCGAAGCGCAGAUACGACCCUCACACUACAGAGCACCCACAUCCAUCCGCAGGGACGCAGUGCUCGGGCAGCCGACGGCGUCGUCGCGCGUCCACGAUGCCUCCGCGUCCUCGACUCUUCCCGCCCUCCGUCCUGCUGUGCGCGGCGUCGCUCGUCGUCGCCGUGCCCUUCGUCCUCGUCCUGACUGAUUUCUCCUCGCGCUUCCAGUGCCGGCCGGCCGGGGACACCCUGGACAUGAUCCCGCCGGCGUUCCCGGGCGUGCAGCGACCCAAACGCGACGCCGACCCGAGCGAGGGGCAGAUGACGAAGAGGAUCAUCGUUUCGCUUUUCCCCGUUGAGAGUCGGAGCAACAAGUUCUUCGUGGAGGCCGGGGCCCUGGACGGACGGACGAUCUCGAAGACGCUGUACCUGGAGGAGAACCUCGGCUGGACGGGCCUCUUGGUCGAACCGAAUCCCCACCUCUUCCUGAAGAUGACGAACCAGAAGAGAAACGCCUGGCUUGCGCCGUAUUGCCUAUCGCCGAGUGAGAAUGUCAUUCACGCGGUGAUGGAGUACCCAUACGAUCCCAACGAUCCAAUUGCCUCGUGGGGAGGCGGGAUCAGUCGGAAGGGGAGAGUGAAGGGUCCGGUGAAGAACGGGACGACCAUCUACUCGGCCCUGGUGAAGUGCUACCCGCUGCACAUGCUCCUGGACGCUCUGGGCGUCCGGACGGUCCAUUUCUUCAGCCUGGACGUGGAGGGCCUGGAACUCCAGGUGCUCAAGACCCUGCCCUUCCAACGCAUCGCGUUCCACGUUAUCGAGGUGGAACACAUCUUCAACGACGAGGGCAAGGACAGCCUCAAGGACUUCCUCCUCUCCCUGGAAUACGACCUCGUGAAGGACGAAGGCGGCGAGUUCAUUUUCGUCAACAAGACGGCGCUGGCUUCGAAAGACUGAGGAAUUUUUUAGAUAUUUUUUUUUUGCCGAUAUUGGAUGCGAAACAAAAUAUGUAUACUUUUCUCCACGUUCGCGUGCAACCCCUUGGAAACUAUGUGUGGCAUGUUCAAUGAACGUUGAGGAAAAAUUCGCCAAAAAAAGAUGAGGGUUGCAUGCUGAGGCGAUAGUAAUUGGUAAGAGAGGGCUCACCAAUUACUCGCUUCGAAGUGCCAGCCAUCUGUUUCAUGAAUUUGCUCUGCUCUGUGCUGUUGUACAGUUGUCAAUAAAUAUGAAAUAUUCAUGUG